ACAGUAUUAUUCAACCAACGCAGGUGCGACAUGCUCUCGAUAUUAAUAGUAACAGCUGUUACUGUGGUGAUCAUUUAUUUUUUGCGGUAUAGAAAACCGGCUAAUUAUCCUCCUGGUCCUGUGUGGUACCCUAUCGUAGGAACAACUCCGUUAUUGAAAAAACUGUCGAGAGCUCUCGGUGGUCAACACUUGGGGUUAUCAAAAUUAGCUGAGAUAUACAAUACAAAAGUGCUCGGAUUAAAACUAGGAGAAGAAAAUGUCGUUGCUGUCUUCUCAUAUCCAGUUGUAAAAAAGGUUCUAACAGAAAAAGAAUAUGAAGGCAGACCAGAUAAUUUUUUUCUCAGAUUAAGAUGUAUGGGAAUUCGAAGAGGGGUAACAAUAGUUGAUGGUCCUCUAUGGAAAACCCAAAGAAAAUUCCUCGUUACUCAUCUUCGUAAUGUGGGAUAUGGAAAAAAAUCAAUGGAAAAUUUAAUACGCUAUGAAGUCGAAGACCUUUUAUCCAUUUUAAGAGAAAAUGAAGACAAAAAAAUUCGGAUAGGUUCAAUUUUAUCCGUAUCUGUACUAAAUGUUUUAUGGGCACUUGUAACUGGCUGUAGAUUGGAUAGAGGGGAUGGUCGUUUAAAAAGGUUAUUGGACUUACUUGACCAAAGAAGUCGAGCAUUUGAUAUGUCUGGUGGUACACUUAAUCAGUUUCCAUGGUUAAGAUUUUUGGCACCAGAUAAAACGGGGUACAGCUUAAUUAAAAACAUAAAUUCUGAACUGAAAGAUUUACUACUUGAAACAAUUAAAGAACAUUUCUCUACAUGGGUCGAAGGACAGGACAAUGACCUCAUAUAUUCUUUUAUUAAAGAAAUGAACAAUGAUAAAGGACCAAAUUCAACCUUUACAGAAGAUCAGUUGAUAAUGCUUUGUUUGGACUUAUUUAUUGGAGGCUCUCAAACGACAAGUAACACGUUGGACUUUUGUUUUUUGUUGAUGGUUUUACGAACAGAUAUUCAAGAAAAAGUGAGAAACUGUUUAAACCAAGCAUUUUCAGGACAAGAAAAUAUUAACUAUUGUGAUAGAUACAAAGUACCUUACGUAGAAGCAGUAUUACAUGAAAUACAAAGGCUCUGGAAUGUUACUCCUAUUAUUGGACCAAGAAGAGUACUAGAAGAUACAGUAUUAGAAAGUUAUUCUAUACCCAAAGACACAACAGUUUUAAUCAGUACAUAUUCAGUACACCAUGAUAAAGACUAUUGGAUUGAUCCUGAAAUAUUCCGACCCGAAAGAUUUUUAGAUUCCGAAGGAAAACUCAUUCAUCAUGAAAGAUUCCUUCCAUAUGGUUUAGGUAAAAGAAGAUGCCUUGGGGACGUCUUAGCUAGAAGCUGUAUAUUCAUAUUUUUCUCAGAAAUCAUUAGAAAUUUCUCUAUAACAAAAUAUCCAGGUAGUGAAACCCCGACAGAAGUACCCUUGCCCGGGAUAACUUUAUGUCCUCAAAAGUAUAUAGCUAAAUUUACUCAACUCUAUUCGUAGUUUUAGCAUUAUAGCUUUGAUUUUAAUGAAUAUAGAAUUCACAAUUA
Molecule: messenger RNA, 1562 nt
Organism: Diorhabda sublineata
Lineage: Eukaryota; Metazoa; Arthropoda; Insecta; Coleoptera; Chrysomelidae
Product: probable cytochrome P450 305a1
Exons: 8
Coding region: 31-1515 (494 amino acids)
Biological process (GO): xenobiotic metabolic process
Cellular component (GO): cytoplasm; intracellular membrane-bounded organelle
Molecular function (GO): iron ion binding; heme binding; oxidoreductase activity, acting on paired donors, with incorporation or reduction of molecular oxygen, reduced flavin or flavoprotein as one donor, and incorporation of one atom of oxygen
Source: RefSeq, a predicted model, not a curated record